UAUUUGUGAUGUUUGUCUUCCGCUUUAGACAGUGCAGGUUUACGUGUUUACAGACCGACAAGGUACAAUGAACAAUGAAGUCAUCCGUGGAUGAAUGUAUUCAGUCAUCAGCGAAAAUGAGACCCGAAUCUUAAUGGCCGCCCAUAACGGAGAAUUAGGAGGGUAUUUCUCUUCCUCCCGUGCCGUGGGGUGGUGCGAAUUUUGUGAGAAUCAAGCCACCACCGCCUCGGAACAGUUCGUCCGCAGCUUCCUCGAUUUUCAAAGGAGCCAGUACACUUCCGCAGAUUCUGUACCCCGCGACCCUGUAAUGUACGCAAGAAAGUUUGUGGAGUACUUUCUUCAACAUUUCGAGCGGCAGAUCAAACGGACUUCUUACUACCUAGAGUCGCAGACACAAAUCAAGUCCACGUUCCAGGGGAGUGACCCCCUCUUUUCAGGACUUUCUAAUGAGCAUCAUAAUCUGUCACGAGAAUCGAGUUUUGCCUCACAGACUUCACGAUCUCCCACGAAUGGUAGUAGUUCCCAUAACCCCAUAGUGGAUGAUUAUUCAGACAAUGUGACAGCAGUCAACACAUCAGUUACUUCCCCUGAUAUAAAGUCUAAACACUCCCCUAAAGAGAAAGGCUUUCUCCGUAGAUUUUCAUUUCGUAAACAUAAACGAUCAGGUAAACAUAGUGGUGAUAAUGUUGAUUUAACAGCAAAUCACAGAAAGUUUAAAAACAGUCAACGGAGUAAAUCAAAUGUCAAGUCCGAAUGUCAGGGUGAUGUGAAGCGAGAGAGUGUAGUAAACGUUCUGACAGGUGAAGAUUCCAAGGGGAAGUCACGAUGGGAAAAAACGAGACUUGUGCUCAAAGAAGUUAGUGGGGGUUCCCUUUUGGAGUUCUACUCACCUCCAAAGUCACUAAAACCGAAGGCUGGUCUUUUCUGCUUCCUCAUCACUGAAACAAGGGAAACAACUUCCUUGGAAAUGCCUGACAACCACCAGCAUACAUUUGUUCUAAAGGGACAAGGCACCAGUGAAUAUGUGAUUGAGGCUCAGAAUCAUGAGGACAUGAAGGCGUGGCUUUCCAUGAUUGGCGGAUGUAUCAGCCAACCAAGUACCCCAGCCGAGCCUGUAUCACCACCCCACCGCCCAGCGGAUCUAAAUGAAUCGCUGGGACCAAUGCGACCACGACUUCCAACUGCACCCAGUGGAACUGUAGCUGAUCGCAAAGAAAUGGCUACCUUGCAUCGUAGCUCCUCUCAGGGUAGUUUGGGUAGUAAUCCUCCCCCAGAUGUCCCUCCCAGGCCCCGCCCCAUCAGUACCCAUAGUGACAUCAUACAGACCAGAAUUUCCUCUGCAGAAGCCCUCAAUAUGUCCUCUUCACCUGGUAGAAUGCACAGUGAACUGGACUCUGGGAGAGAUGAGACCCAUGUGGAACAAAUGUUAAGGGAAUACCCAUGGUUUCAUGGGACCCUCUCACGUCUGGAGGCAGCACAUCUUGUUCUUCAACAAGGUCAUAUUGGACAUGGUGUGUUCCUCGUGCGACAGAGUGAGACCAGAAAGGGAGAGUAUGUCUUAACGUUCAACUUCCAAGGACGUGCAAAGCAUUUACGGAUGACAAUUAACAAUGAUGGCCAGUGUCGAGUUCAGCAUUUAUGGUUUCAAUCAAUAUUUGACAUGUUAGAACAUUUCCGCACCCACCCUAUUCCCUUAGAGUCUGGUGGCUCCUCAGAUGUAACACUCACAGAUUAUGUGGUGGCCAUGGAGCGUCCAAGGACACCUCAGAUGUUAAGAGGAUCCCCCCGGACUAGGGGUGGGGCUCUAGGUUCUAAUCCCAGCAUAGGAAGGAGCCCUGGCAAUGUGUCAAACCAAGUAGAUCCAAAUGGACGUGAGGUGGUGGUCAUUAGUGGAUCAGUCAGGGCUACGACAGAAUCCUUAGAAAAUGUCAUGCGAGAGCAGGCCCAAGGUCAGGGAUCACAUGGCCGAGCAGUGGAAAACCAGUACUCGUUUGUGUGAAAUACUAAGCCAUAGACUGCCAAUAAAAACCAAAGUUAGAGAGAAUCAAGAUGUCACAGAAUAAGUAGUCAAGCCGAGAGGAAAUGCCACCAUAGUUUAGAUUGUGGCUGUCCCCUUACUGAGUUGGAGGGGGGGGGGGGGGCAAGUGAGAUGUGUUCUAACAUCUGUUUGACAGAGAUCUAUUUUUACAGUACAUAUAUGUGAUAAUGUUGUGGAUCACUUUAUAAAAGAAUGUUGUUUUCACGCAUUUGUUAAACAUUGAUUUAGUUGUGUACAUUCUUGGUGAAUGUUCACUAUUCCAGAAUACAUGUGGUAGUUUGUUUAUUCUCAAAUGAUUAUGACUUAUUUUGUUGUUAUUAUUAUGUUUUUAAAAGCAAUUAGAAAUCACUCUUUAUUUCAAUAAACCUUUUU
Saccostrea echinata is the source of this 2410-nucleotide messenger RNA. Its product is annotated as SH2B adapter protein 1-like. The transcript is spliced from 7 exons. Lineage: Eukaryota; Metazoa; Mollusca; Bivalvia; Ostreida; Ostreidae. Gene Ontology annotation, molecular function: transmembrane receptor protein tyrosine kinase adaptor activity. Gene Ontology annotation, cellular component: plasma membrane. The record is from RefSeq and is a predicted model, not a curated record. Gene Ontology annotation, biological process: intracellular signal transduction. Bases 95 to 1999 code for a protein of 634 amino acids.